Equus caballus (horse) is the source of this 775-nucleotide messenger RNA. NCBI's taxonomy places the organism in Eukaryota, Metazoa, Chordata, Mammalia, Perissodactyla, Equidae. The record is from RefSeq and is a predicted model, not a curated record.
GUUUGUCCCUUGCGGUGAUCCGUCCUGGUGUUUGCCUGCAGCAAGAUGGCGGCGGUCUCAAUGUCAGUGGCGCUGAGGCAAGCGUUGUGGGGGAGAAGGGCAGUGGCUGUAGCUGCCGUUUCUGUUUCCAGGGGUCCAACCAGGUCAUUGAGCACUUCCACAUGGAGGCUGGCACAGGACCAAACUCGAGACACGCAACUCAUAACAGUUGAUGAAAAAUUGGAUAUCACUACUUUAACUGGUGUUCCAGAAGAGCAUAUCAAAACUAGAAAAGUCAGGAUCUUUGUUCCUGCUCGCAAUAACAUGCAGGCUGGAGUAAACAACACGAAGAAAUGGAAGAUGGAGUUUGAUACCAGGGAGCGAUGGGAAAAUCCUUUGAUGGGUUGGGCAUCAACGGCUGAUCCCUUGUCCAACAUGGUUUUGACCUUUAGUACUAAAGAAGACGCAGUUGCCUUUGCAGAAAAAAAUGUUAUUCAAGAAGUCACAUAUUAAACAACACGGAAUGGAGAAUUUUACAUUAUACAUAACCACUGGUAAUUGAACAAAGAAUACUGAGCAAGAAGAAAUUGAAUCAUGGGUCACACCCUUAAUUUGAGAUAAAGUAAAUCAUCUUCAGGCAAUGUUUUGGACCCUCUUGUCACACAGGAUUAUAAGGGAACAAAUUACUAAGUAAGUAUUUAUAUUUCAGAUGUGUUGACAUGUACUCCUGAUGAUAAAUGAAUAUUAAAUUUAUGAAAGUUAGCCUCUGCUUGCUGUAUUCUUCAGGUAUUCUCUU